Molecule: messenger RNA, 4519 nt
Organism: Anopheles gambiae (African malaria mosquito)
Lineage: Eukaryota; Metazoa; Arthropoda; Insecta; Diptera; Culicidae
Gene: SppL
Product: signal peptide peptidase-like 3
Exons: 8
Coding region: 1338-2657 (439 amino acids)
Biological process (GO): membrane protein proteolysis
Cellular component (GO): cytoplasmic side of endoplasmic reticulum membrane; Golgi-associated vesicle membrane; lumenal side of endoplasmic reticulum membrane
Molecular function (GO): aspartic endopeptidase activity, intramembrane cleaving
Source: RefSeq, a predicted model, not a curated record
AAACACUCGCAGGCUUUGCGUUCGGUUGUGAAGAAUUUGCCUAGGAAUAUCGUUCCGAACGCACGCUGUUGCGGAUGAAUUACGGUGGGUCAAGUUCUUCGAUUGGUUUGCUUUACACAAUUGUUACCCAUUUUCGGUUGUUGUGUUGUGACGAACUGUGUCAGCGCACUAUUGACAACAGACGGCGUCCAUUCAUCCGCCCUCUCCCUGUGUCGUGUUGUGCCGUGCGUGAGCGAGUGUGUGCGUAAGCGUGAGAAAGCGUGCGCGAUUGCCCAAUAGAAGCAAGCUGUGUUCAGUGUGUGUGCGUACGUGUGCGUUUGUUUUGAGCUGAGCGUAGUAGCUCUGCGUCGUGUUUGACCUUUUGCGCCAAACCAAAAUCCCCAGCACCAGUCUUCCCGAUCGAAGCGGCGGGGGUGGAAAGAGAAGCCGUCCCGCCAGUCUGUUCCCAAUUCACGUUGCGGAAUCGGUUGUAGUGGGCCCAGCUACGCUCGUUGGAACACUGGAACAUCCUUCUCUCCCGGUCCCCCGCUGUUGGUGCUGGAUGCAAAAAUUUAAGUAAAGCUUCAAAUACAUCGCUUUAUCCGCAUCGUUUGCGCGUGGCUGUCUGUGGGUGCCGAUAAUCCAUCGGGCCCGAGGAUCUUGUCGGACGUUGUUGGUGGGGUUGCUGCAGCUACGCUCGCCGAUGAUCAAAUGAUUGUACGAGUUGAAUCUUGUGCUUGACCUCGACGACGACAACGGCGGCGAUCCGAAGUGGACGACAUUCACCGGGCUGCACAGGCGCAAGUGGAUCGGGCUGGAACCAGUUUAGCGGUUUGGAUGAAGUAUUACUAAACUCUGUUUAGGUGACAACACAAAACAUGCUCCGUGUUUUCGGGUGUGUGUGUGGAGAAAUAAAAGUAAAUGUGAUACUGUAAGUGUAAGUUGGCAAAGUGAUCAAGAAGUCGAUCGGCUCCACCGUUCGGGAUUUGCUUUUUUGCGAGAGCAACCUACGAGAUAAGAGCCCCGAAUUAGAAGGUGCGCCGGUCAAACAUCUGCCAUCAGGUUAGCGAAAGGUCCACCGAAACCACCACCAAUGGGCCCCACGAUGACGCUGUCAUUAUAAUUCCUCGUUGUCCGGUACUUUGCUCCGGCUCCGGGACGGGCACCGGAAGGCGAGCAUAGCGAGCAGAACGGGGUGGGCGUGUGGGUGCGGUGCGACAAUCAGCUUUUUCGUUUCAUUUUCCUGUGUGUGUUUGUGUGUCGGUAAUAGUUGGACAGCUGCCUCAAAAGCGAACGCACACACGGACGACGCCCCGCCGCGUAUCACCAGCUCCUUUACCUGGCUCGGCCGUACCGCCAUGUCGGAAGGAUUUGGCAACGGCCAACAGGAAGGAGCAGCAGCAGCAGCAGCAGCAGCAGCGGCAGCGGCAGCAGCUGCCGCAGCAGGACAGCUAGUGGUGGACGACAACCUUCUCGGACACGGUGGUGGUGCUGGUGGUGCUGGUGGUGGUGGUGACGGCAACGAAUACCAGUGGGCGUACGGCACGAUCAUGGACUCGUCCCGCGUCUCGACCUGUCUCAUCUCGAUGCUGCUGAUCGUGUACGGCAGCUUCCGGAGCCUGAACAUGGAGCAGGAACAGCGGGAGAAGGAAAAGAAACGACAGAGCGAAAGCAUGAACAACCUACUGACCGGUGAACCGGUCCAGCAGGAACAGAACAAAUUCGCCACAUUGGACACGAUGCACGCGCUGUGCUUACCUCUCGGCGCAUCGAUCUCGCUGCUAGUGAUGUUUUUCUUCUUCGACUCAAUGCAGAUGCUGUUUGCGGUCUGCACAGCAAUAAUCGCCACCGUUGCCCUAGCCUUUCUGCUGCUCCCGAUGUGCCAGUACAUUAUCCGGCCGUGCACGGACGGCAAUCGGAUAUCGUUCGGCGUGUGUGGACGCUUCACGGCGGCGGAACUGUUUAGCUUUUCGCUCGCCGUAUCGAUCGUGUGCAUUUGGGUGCUGACCGGGCACUGGCUGCUGAUGGACGCCAUGGGCAUGGGGCUGUGCGUCGCGUUCAUCGCGUUUGUGCGACUGCCGAGCCUGAAGGUGUCGACGCUGCUGCUGACCGGGCUGCUCAUCUACGACGUGUUUUGGGUGUUCUUUUCCUCGUACAUCUUCAGCACGAACGUGAUGGUGAAGGUGGCGACCCGGCCGGCCGACAAUCCGGUCGGCAUUGUGGCGCGCAAGCUGAACCUGGGCGGCAUCGUGAAGGAACCGCCCAAGCUGAACCUGCCCGGCAAGCUGGUGUUUCCGAGCAUCCACAACAGCGGCCACUUUUCGAUGCUCGGUCUGGGCGAUAUCGUGAUGCCAGGGCUGCUGCUGUGCUUUGUGCUGCGCUACGACGCUUACAAAAAGUCCCAGUCCACCCAGACGGCCGAGGCCGGCGUUCCACCACCGAAAGGAGUUGGCUCGAAGCUUACUUAUUUUCAUUGUUCCUUAUUAGGUUACUUCCUUGGAUUGUUAACCGCGACUGUCAGUUCUGAAGUAUUCAAAGCGGCACAGCCUGCGCUGCUGUAUCUCGUACCGUUUACACUGCUACCUCUGCUUACGAUGGCAUAUCUGAAGGGUGAUCUGCGACGCAUGUGGAGUGAACCGUUCAUCAUCCAACAAGCUUCGAAGCAGCUAGAGGUAUAAACCACACUGAUCACAUGCUCUCCACUGAAGCGAAUACAAUACAGCAACACACAACUCUGUACGCAAAAUAGUAUUAAGUGCAACUAACUACACAAACACACGUACACGGGGCGAACGAUCGAUCGUAGUAGUGUACUAGGAAAAGGAUUACUACUAUAACUACUACUGCAAUUAUAUGCAACCGUACAUAGCGUAUCUCAUGCUGGUACCGCCCAACUGACGGUACCGGGCCGAAGGGGGGAAAGUCAAUAAGUGGGCAGUGUGGAUAUGCCGAGAUUGAACAAAACUCUUGAACAAAGAUCCCUUUUUCUAGUACACACCCCCCUUUCCUGGAAAGCACUCGAGACCAGCACGGGAAAUACCUUCCGGGCACGGUAGCAGCAGUGUAGGUUUAGAUUGUGGUUAGGUUUAACGUGACGGGAAGGGAGCGAAUGCAAGCAACAGGGGUGGACGGCGAUAUGGCACGAAUGAAUCAUUUAAGGUAGUUUAACAAUAUUUGAAUGUGAUUAGGCGUUAGGGAAUUAGUAGAGCCGUUUGUGUGUUUGUAUGUGUGUGUGUGUGUUUUCAGAACCGUGUGCCGGUGGCAGAAAACGCAGAAAACGUUCGCUAAUCAAAACGAGCAGAGACGACAGAGUGUCGUCGGUACAGGUGUACGCUCGGGCGCGCGCACGUACGAGUUAGGUUAUUAUAGGAUUACAUCUCAUUUUGCAUCGUCUCUGUACACAACCCACUUUCCUAUGCAUAUUACACCAACGAACGAUUCAUACACGCCUGGUGAGUCACGUUGCAGCGCGCAGUGCACGCUUCCGUUGACUUGCCUGCCGCCUACUACCUGCUAUACCGGAUAAAGGUGUGUUCUUUUGUUUUUGCGCGCGACAGACAUUUGGUUUUUUUUCUAAUCGCGCAGCUUUUGUCUCUCGCUAUCUCUCGCUUUCUCUCUAUCACUCUUUCCGUCUCUCUUUUCUCUUCCCGGAGGAACAUGAUAUGGCCGUGGAUGUUUUAAAUUUAAAGCAGAACGCAUUUUUCUUCGUACCUUAGCAUUGUUAGCGAAUCGGAUGGAUAAGUUUAUUGACCGUUACAGCGCAGUACUGUUUGGCGUAAUGCAACUACAAUAUUAAUUAUGUUUAAACUUUUUUCUCAUCUCUGAAUUUUUGAGUAGGUGCGAAUUGGUAUAGAUGCAUCGCAUUGUACCCGGGUUAGCAAAGGAUAUACAAUUGCUCUCAUACAAAAAAAAAAAACAAAUGUUAAAACUAUCAUGUAAAAACUGAACGUACCUAUACGACGCACCGCACCAGUACUGCUUACAUCUGCUGGUUCAUGUUUGGCAUGUAAGACAAAAUGGGAAUACUAAAACGAAAAACCGUAUAGAGCAUAGAUCACCUUUAAACUACGGUUCCGUUCCGGGUUGACUCAUAUUGACAACUUUUAUUUUCGUGAGUGAAUUGCAAAGAGAACGAGAGAGAGAGAGAGACAGAGAAGGCUAAACAAAGGCAUCCGGUAAGGCAAUUCGUUACAAACAGAUUCAGCGUUUCGUUCAUCCAGAUCAUGAUCAUCGUACACCUUUUUAGCCGAUAAAUGUUGUACCCGGUGAAACUGCUUUCUCCCUGUGUGCUGCUGAGCUGCAGUUCGCACACGUGAGUUUGCACGGAACCCGAACACUUCGAUAUACAUAAUGUGAUAAUUCUUUCUUUACCUUUUUGUUUUAUUUUAAUUUUCAUAUAAUUUCAUAUAAAUCUCUGCCCCGUCUCGAAUGUAUACUUUACAUACGUUUUUUUUUUUUCUAUAAUCAAAAGUACUGUUAAUAAUAGUGAAAAAGAAAUAUAACUUUUAAUUUUUCCAGAAAAGAAUCUUCUGAAGAGAAA